UUUGGUCCACAGAGUCAUUAAAGUGUUCCAAGUAUUACGUAUUUUGCUGCAGACCAACUUUUAUUUUUAUCAUAACAAAAAAGUUUUCAUCCACGCAAGCGAAAAAGGCGAAACUGUCAGCUACCUGUAGCACUAACAUCUUUCUCGUGAAGAUGAUUUACUAAAUGGCCUUCGUCAGGCAAGGCCAGGACAUGGACUAGAACUAUAGUUUAAACCUUUGGUUAUAUAAGCCCCCGUAGCAUAAACGUUUAAAGAGAGAGGAUAAUAUUCCGUACACUAGCUCGUUUAAAUGACACUAGGUAACCAUGAAACAAACCUCCUUAUCCUAUAAAAGAAACACUUCCACGCGCACAAUAGACCACCAAGCAACAAUGCUCACUUUGUCUCCGCCCCUUCCUAAGACAUUGUAUUCGGGGUGUCUACCCUUUUCCCGCAGAUCACACCCAGUCUCCUAAUCUCCUCCCUCGCGCCGCGGUUACUGCUGGCUGCAGUUUACGAGCAUUAGAAUUGUUUUUCUGUAAGCCGAAAGAUAAGUGGUACGUUAUUGUCUGCAGUUAUGGCUGCUGAUGGUAUGGAUGAACGUUCGCCUUUGCUUUCUGCACCAAGCUCUGGAAAUGUCACCCCUACAGCACCCCCAUUCCUUCAGAUGAGUAGCCCUAGAGCUGAACUGCCUCCUCCGUACACAGCCAUUGUUAGUCCUGAUGCUAGUGGUGUGCCUGUGAUAAACUGCCGUGUGUGCCAGUCUCUUAUCUAUUUGGAAGGAAAGCUUCAACAGCAUGUGGUCAAGUGCACCAUUUGCAAUGAAGCUACGCCAAUCAAAAAUCCCCCUGCAGGAAAGAAAUAUGUUAGAUGUCCCUGUAAUUGUCUCCUUAUCUGUAAAGAUGCUUCACGACGAAUAGGGUGCCCGCGACCUAACUGUAGACGCAUUAUUAACUUGAGUCCAGUCAUGUUGAUUCCAGAAGAACAACCAGCACAGCCUGCCGUUCCAGUCCAGCCAGAAGGUACACGAGUGGUCUGCGGUCAUUGUGGAAACACUUUCUUGUGGAUGGAGCUGAGAUUCAACACACUGGCCAAAUGCCCUCACUGCAAAAAAAUAUCCUCUGUAGGUAGUGCCCUUCCACGCAGACGUUGCUGUGCUUACAUAACAGUUGGAAUGAUAUGUACAUUUAUUGGAGUAGGUUUAACUGUGGGUACCCAAGACUUCGCUAGGCAUUCUCAUGCAACAUAUGUUUCAUGGGCCAUUGCCUAUCUCUUUGGUCUAAUUUCCUUUGUUAGGGCCUGCUACUGGGGAGCAAUUAAAGUCAGUUAUCCAGAGCACAGCUUUACAUAGUCCUUGCACAAAUUUGUCAGUUAAAAACAGAUGAGUCACAGGCAGAUAUUCUUUGAUGCUACAUGAUGGACAUUUAUUUUUAGAAAUAUAUGUUUCACAAAUUCCAUCCUGUUACUGAAUAACCUGAACAAUGAUGUUUUGUGAGCAGGUGCUUGUUGCACUAUGUUGUGAUGCAUACAAACAUUUAUGUUGCUGCUAGAAUGCAAAGCUUUUAUAACAGAACCUGUGUUUACCUGCUCAUAAAGUUGUGCGUUAGUACUGUGUUUGAGUAGAGAUAGCAUUUUAUGUUUUUUAAAUACCAUUUUAGAUCCAUAUAGGCUGUCUUUAGUUUGCUGUAUGAAAAUAUGGACAAGAGGCUGAGGAAUUACAGUUGCGUGGACAGUGGUUUUGAUUUUUUGAUGGUUUUAACAGGUAGCUUUAUUGUAUUACUUUCAGCAUAACAUAAGCAAUAACUAUAUUCAUGUGACUUAGCUGUAGUAAUAUUUUGCAGUUAUUUACACAAUAGUGACCUUAUUUAGGAUGUAAAAUUGAGGCUUUCAGCAUUAUGCAAUGCAUUAUGAUGACUGCAUCCAUAACAUGCAUACGGUACAUGCAGUCAUUGCAGCACUUUGAAAUUUUGCCUCUAGAUGUUAGUCUUACUAUGAAUACCUAAUGUCCAUCAUCAUUCCAUCUUUUAUAAAAUGUCAAGUCAUUGUAUGGUAAAUGUGAAGUUCAGUGUGUACUCUACACAACUAGAAAUUGUCACAGUGUUAUACAGAUGCUUACCAGAUAAUCAGAUGGACAGUCAAGACCCAGUUACUUAAACAAACUUUAUAUUCAGUGUUGGUUUAUAAGGCAAGACAACAGCCUUAUCUCCAAGUAAAGCAUGAUGCUAAUUUGAAUAAUCUGCUGUUGGUGGAGGAAAAAGGGAUAAUAUUGGGUUAUUUUAUUCUGAGCAAAGUGUUUUUCACUAAUUGAGAGAGUGCUACCCUUCUCUAUUACAGCAUGGGAGCUUUUUCCUAAAAAAAAAAAAAAAAAAAAAAAAAGAGAACAUAAUUCUGGUCUAUUUCUUAACAUUUAGAAAUCCAUGUCCAUGUUUAAAAUUGGGACUGGCAGUAUUGCUUAGUUCCUAGAGUAAUAAGCCAUAAAUGAGCUUGGUAACUGUUUUGCUUAUGUACUGUGCAAAUCUUAAUCAUUCACCUGAACAGUUCUGGUGUUGCCAACUCAACCUGGAUAACAAGUACGUGUAUUUGACUGGCCUAUUCACUUUCCAGGAUAGACAAAAAUAUAUAAAUAAUCAGGGUCACUCAGCAUGUGCUCUUUUCUUCAGUAGAGCUGAGGUACUUGCCUGCCCUAUCUCAGAUGUCACAACAUUUCACUUCCUUCCUUUGCACAAUUACUGCAGUGCCAAAAAUGUGAUUUGCCAUUUAUGUCAUGUAUGUUACUGCAUUGUAAAAUAUCUGGUUACCCCUUUAAAGUUUUUCUUUAAAAAAAACUGCAGACCAACAGUCAUGGACUGAUUUCUGACUUGCUUCAGAAAAGUACUUUAAAGCUAAAAACCAGCAGCAGAUUCUAGUUUGUACUUUGUGUUAAAAUAUUUUUUUUGUCUGCUUACUAUUUUUGUAAUUUAGAAAGUUUUAGUAGAUGAGCAGCACUUCCAAUCUUGGCUAACGUCUGUUUGAGGCGUUUUCCCCUCUGCAACUGUUCAUUGGCUGCUACUUGUAGCUGUUCGUCAUCCACCGGGCAUUCCUGUACGUACCCAAGCUUGGAACACACCCACCCUUCCUCUAUUGUGCCACCAAUGUCUCAGCUGCUAAUCAGACCCAGAUUGUCUGGACAAAAGUUUGAGUUUGUUCUUUUACUCCACAGCACGGAUUGGCUGACAUUAUAUAUAUCUGUAGAUUGGAACAGGAGAUUCUGAUAAGCACAAGAGUCAGUAAAUGCACAGCUGAAGAAUUUCCUUUCCUUAUAGGUGUAAUGGCUCAAUUAAUUGUGAGGGGUGCAGCAUUUUCUAUGAGGAUUGUUUUGGGGGGGGGGUGCUCUUUGAACUUCUUAGAAAAUAUUGAUGCAUGAUGCCAUUUUUUAUAUGUAUUUUGCUUAGUUAAACAGCAUUCAGUUUUCUUUCUCUCACACAAAUAACUUGGAUCACGAACAGAUUCUAGAAGCAGUCGUAGCUAACUUUAAUAUAAUAUGGGUCUAUGUCAGAUGAUCGACUUUUCGGAAACCCCCCAAAAAUAUCAGAGACCGUAUGAUCAAGUUUCCAAAAACUUGAACUAAAAAAAAAAAAAAAAAAAAAAAAAAACACA
Molecule: messenger RNA, 3615 nt
Organism: Protopterus annectens (West African lungfish)
Lineage: Eukaryota; Metazoa; Chordata; Ceratodontiformes; Protopteridae
Gene: PIP4P2
Product: phosphatidylinositol-4,5-bisphosphate 4-phosphatase 2
Exons: 7
Coding region: 557-1330 (257 amino acids)
Biological process (GO): phosphatidylinositol dephosphorylation
Cellular component (GO): late endosome membrane; phagocytic vesicle membrane; lysosomal membrane
Molecular function (GO): phosphatidylinositol-4,5-bisphosphate 4-phosphatase activity
Source: RefSeq, a predicted model, not a curated record